Molecule: messenger RNA, 1305 nt
Organism: Eremothecium cymbalariae DBVPG#7215
Lineage: Eukaryota; Fungi; Ascomycota; Saccharomycetes; Saccharomycetales; Saccharomycetaceae
Product: cation diffusion facilitator family transporter
Exons: 1
Coding region: 1-1305 (434 amino acids)
Biological process (GO): zinc ion transmembrane transport; intracellular zinc ion homeostasis
Cellular component (GO): fungal-type vacuole membrane
Molecular function (GO): zinc ion transmembrane transporter activity
Source: RefSeq, a predicted model, not a curated record
AUGUUAAGCAACAAAGAGCUUAGGAUAUUAUCAUUGUUGGUUUUGGAUACUGUAUUUUUUCUAGUGGAGAUUAUAGUCGGUUACACGGUACAUUCUUUGGCUUUGAUAGCGGACUCGUUCCACAUGCUAAAUGAUAUUGUUUCAUUACUUGUUGCUUUAUGGGCUGUAAAUGUUGCGAAGAAUAGGAAUCCGGAUGCUAAGUAUACUUAUGGAUGGAAAAGGGCUGAAAUAUUGGGUGCUUUGAUAAAUGCUGUGUUUUUGAUUGCAUUGUGUGUUUCAAUUUUGAUUGAGGCUAUACAACGGUUUUUUGAGCCUCAAGAGAUCACGAAUCCAAAGUUGAUUCUAUACGUUGGAACUGCAGGGUUGAUAUCCAAUAUUGUGGGUUUAUUUUUGUUUCAUGACCAUGGAGGGCAUAUGCAUUCUCAUGGCGGCAGCCAUGAUGCAGAGCUGGAAGCUGCAGAUCCUGUUCCGCAUUCGCAUACAGACCAUGAGGCCUUGGAUAGUGAUUCAUGUGGCAUUCAGGAGUUUCUGCCUGCCUCUGUUGUUGAACGUUAUUCAACCGGAACAAUUAAAGUAGAUGAGAACACUCCACUCGUAAGCAGCAAGGGUCAUAACCAUAAACACUCUAAUGAACAGCAUUCAGCACAUAAAGACGGACAACACAAGUCUUUGAAUAUGCAUGGUGUUUUUAUCCAUGUGCUAGGGGAUGCCUUGGGUAAUGUUGGUGUAAUUAUCACAGCUCUUUUCAUCUGGAAGACCAAUUAUUCAUGGAAGUACUACUCCGACCCCUUCGUUUCUCUAGUGAUUACCUGCAUUAUAUUUUCCUCUGCUUUGCCUUUAUCUCUUAAGGCGUCAAGGAUCUUACUGCAAGCUACUCCGUCAUCUAUUUCGGCAGAUGAAGUUCAAAUGGAGAUACUAGCGGUUCCAGGUAUUCUAUCUGUUCAUGACUUUCAUAUAUGGAACUUGACUGAGUCCUUUUCAAUUGCUUCGAUCCAUGUACAGAUAGAUUGCAAUCAAGAUACUUAUAUUGAAGUUGCAAAAAUCAUCCGGUCUAUCUUCCAUAAGUACGGAAUACAUUCUGCAACUGUUCAACCAGAAUUUGUUGGAACGCGUGAUAUUAGCGAUGAUUCUUACAGGAGGUUUUCUAGGAUCGCUGGUGGUGGGCUAGGCUCUUCAACAUCAAUAAACGACCCGGUAACUGAUAGUAUUAAAGGCCAAACGUUUGCAUAUGGAGCUACAACGAAUCAAACUGGAUGUUUGGUGGAUGAUGCAGCUAACUGUAACUCAGACAACUGUUUACCAUAG